AGAGCUAUGAGGGAGAAGGGGGGAAUUUUGAAAAUGAGAAUUUAAAAGAACGUGAAGGAGACAAGAACAGGAAGAGAGAAAAAAACUGUGUAGGAAAUGAGAAUACAAAGGCAGAAGUGCAAGUGGUUGGUGUUAAACAAUGUCAUGAGAGAGAGCAAUGGAGGUGUGCAGGCAGGAAUGAAAGCGAGUUUGAUUCAGUAGACAACAAAUAUAAGCUACUUGUGAGAGAGAGAAGGAGGCGAUUUAGGUUGAUGAAAAGAAGCAGAUAGUUAAAAAGCAAGUUAAACAUUGGAUACUGUGUACAGCUGGAAUAUGGGUGAGUCCAGUAUCUGCCAGGUGAGGGCAGAAGUCAUGCUGUACGAUGAUACCAGGAAGCGCUGGGUGCCAGCGGGAUCUGAUAUUCUUUCCUUCAGUCGUGUCCAAAUCUAUCACAACCCUGUGGCCAACACCUUCAGAGUGGUGGGCCGCAAAAUGCAGGCCGACCAGCAGGUGGUGAUCAACUGUCCCAUUAUCAAAGGGAUGAAGUAUAAUCAAGCCUCACCAAACUUCCACCAGUGGCGGGAUCCCAGACAGGUGUGGGGGCUGAACUUUGGCAGUAAAGAGGAUGCUGCUCUUUUUGCAAACUCCAUGAUGCAUGCAUUAGAGGCUCUCAAUGCACCAGUGGGCACAGUCUCAGCUCAGAAUGGACCCUCUGCACAGGAGCUGGAACACCAGAAAAGACUAGAGCACCAGAGGCAGAAACAGCAGGAGAAUGAGCAUCUGGAGAGAGAGAGGCAGGCCUCUGCUGCUGCGUCUGCCCCUCCUGCUCCUCCUGCCCCACCCACCCCACCAGCACCCCCACCGCCUCCAGGCCCACCACCUUCAUCUGGACCAUGCCCACCUGCACCUCCACCACCUCCUCUUGGGGGCUUGGCCCCAAAUGCACCACCCCUGCCCCCCACAGGAGGAAGUGGAGGUGGGGGGGGGGGCAAUCUGGCUGCAGCUCUGUCAGGGACCAAACUGCGUAAAACAGUCAAGGAUGAGGGAGGAGCAGAAGCCCCAGCCCCCAAACCAACAUCCUCAUCUGGUGGAGGUGGAGGAGGUGGAGGAGGUGAUCUGAUGGGAGAAAUGAGUGCCAUCCUUGCUAGGAGGAGGAAAGCUGCUGACAAUCCUGCUGCAAGAAAGGAAGAACCUCGCAAUGAGCCUGACUCCUCAGUAUCAAAAUCCUCAGGACCAGGAGAUAUCAAUGAAAAUCCCAAGGAAAAAUCUGCCACCAUGCCAAGGUCAAAAUCUUUAUCCAACAAUCAAAGGGACUCCAACCCAAGUCCCAGCUCCUCCUCUUCUCCUUCCUCUAACUCUUCCAGUACUCCAGUAUCCAGGAUGAAGGUGGUGAAAAAGAACUCAGAUGGUGCAGGAAGUGAUAUUGAUACAGAGCAAAUGAAACAGGAAAUUCUUGAAGAAGUGAAAAAGGAGCUUCACAAAGUGAAGGAGGAGAUUAUCACAGCACUUAUCAAGGAGCUUCAAAGUGCACAACUAAAAGGUGAAGACUCCUGAAAGACUGGAGAAUGGAUCGGGAGAAUAAUGAAUAGAUGAAAAGGUUUUAUUGUCCAGUGCUUAGGCAAUUUCGUAUUUUUACCCCAUUGAAAUUAUAUGUUAUUUUAACAAAAUAGAAAUAUGCAAUCUCAAUUGGUUCACCUCUAUUUAUCAUUGUGUCUUUUUCAUAUUUUCUAGUGGUACUGUUUAAAGCCAGGCCACUCUUUUCCUAGUUAAAAAAAUAAUGAAAAAAAUUAAAAAAAAUUAAAAAACCCCAAUUGAUGCUGGAUUUGUGAGUUUGAUAUAUUGAUAUUUAAGAGUUACAAAAUUCUGAUUACAAUAUAUCUGCCAAUAAUCAUUCUUCUACAUGAACACAUAACAUCCACAACCAUUUUUGAUAAGAAUGUGUCAAAUUCCUUUCAAAUACCAAAUACUGCAGUACAGUAUUUGCAACAGCUAGCAAUUAUACCCAAUAUCAAAAUUUAUCAUUGGAUGGAAACACACACACACACACACACACACACACACACACACACACACACACACACACACACACACACACACACACACGCACACACACACACAUACAAGUAUGCAUUUUAGUGUUGUAGAUGGUUGAGGUAUUCAGCUGGGCAGUCUAAUUUAUAACAGUGCAUUAUAUUGCAUGUUGUUUUGGGUGUAAAAUUUUAAUCCACAAAGUAACUAAUAAUAUAGUGUAGCUGUCAAAUAAGUGCCUCAAAUUUUGAUUUUUGUGUGGUAUUUGAGUAAAUGUACUUAGUUCCUGGCUUGUCCUGAAUUAUUUCAUGUCUCUCACUUUCAUAACCACACAAUGUGCAUUUAUUUUAAGCAUUAUUUUUAAGCAUUUAGCAUUUAGCUCCAAAAACCUAUUAAGAAAUAAGAGAAAAAAAUCUGUACAUGCUGCUCUGCUUCAGUAUGUGAUAACUGUUAUGUUACACUUUAGUCUGUUUUUUUGUUGUUUAUGUAAAUAAUGAAAAUGGUUACUUAAACUGAACUUAAUUUUUUAAGAAGUAAAAUUUAUUGCAAUAACUUGGUUUGUGUUUACGUUGGAAAUAGUGUGAAAACGGUUUGAGAAAAUGCUGCAAGUAAAACAAUACCUUUUGCAAGAUACAUCUGAUCCUUGGUUGCCUUUUUCGAUACAGUAAGUUAGGUGGAGCAAAAAGGAAGAAGUUGCUGACAUAUUGUAAGAACAUAUAUAAAACUUUUUUUAUCCCUGGGGGGAAAUUUAAGUGUUAUAGUAUUUCAUAGACAGAAUCCACAUAGUUACAUGAAACAGGAUACAGAUAAGUAGAAAAGAAACUAUAUAAAUAAUUUUAAGUUAGAGAGCUACAUAACAAUUUGAUAGACCAGAGUCAAACUGUCAAUAGGUCUUUAUAUACACCGAUUAGCCACAACAUUAAAACCACUUACUGGUUUUAAUGUUCUGGCUGAAGGUGUGUAUGUAUAUAUAAAUAUGUACACAAUGUUCUGUCAAAACAUAAUUUUAGAAUGUAAAAUUUAGUUGAAAGCAAAGCCGUGUCAAAAAGAUUUAUACCUAUUUAAAGAAAUCUGACAUGUCCUAUGCUUGAGGGCAAAAUGAAACAUAAUAAAUAUAAACAAAUUUAAGAAAGUCUGUACAAUCUAAAACCUAAGCAUAUUUCAGCCUCUUUUUUCAACAUAACGUAAUUACUGUAUGAAGCUUCAAUGUGAUUUUUAAUAAUAAUAUAAAACAUUAUUUACAUCAGAGUUUUUUAAGUUUUCAUUAAACCCUGUGCAUAAGACAAAGGUAGAAAGCCAUUUUACUCUUGAUUCCCUUAUUGUUGUGAAAGGAUGUUAGACAUCCUAGUUACAAACCUUAACACUGUUUAAAACUCACUUUCAGAUUGGUAAAACCUUUAUUUUAUUUUGCAAAAACAAAUACAAUUGUGAUUUUACUGCGUUUUCUCCAUCCAAUCAACAAUUACACAAGGUCAGUCUUAAAAAUUCCCAUAUUGAGCUGGAUUUAUACCUCUGCUUUAAGGGGCUAUAUGCCGUACCUACUAAUGAUAUUUAAAGCAGUUCUUUUCAAUGCCCCGAGUCACUAGAAUCAUUUAAUUCAAAAGAUUAAUUCAAAAGAUUCGUUUAUUGAAUCAUUCAGUGCUUGACUGGAGCUCAGACUGCCUAUCGGAACUGAAACACAGCCAAGUGGUGUAUAUUCCCCAAGAUCCCUGGUGCCCGGAACAGAAGUGCUGUUGCUUUGACAAUCACGGCAAACUCUGUUUAUACUUAUGAUAUUUUAAAAGUUUCCUCACUGAAUAUCGGAGGUGAACGCUGGUUUUUAAUGUCUUUAAGACUUUUUCACUGAUCUACAGUUAGGCAUUACUUUUAAACUUGCUGGGCCUGAUUCCGGCAAUAUGAGCCACUGGCUCACCCAGGGCUUACAUUCACUGUGUAGUAACGAAUCACUGAACAUGCACUGUUCCCUCACAGUGAAAGGAUCUUAGACAGUUUUCAGCCAGAGCAUCCUAAUAUACUGUAAAAUCAGAUUUAGUUUAGCAGGCUAUUUGAUCAAGCAGCCCAUAUAGUAAAAGCUUAAUUAAUUUUUUUUUUUUUUUUACCAUACCUUAGGACUAUGAACAUUUAUUUUGUACUUGAUUGGUAUAAUUUUUCAGCUUUGCCAGUUUUUGCUCCGCUAUUCAUAUUAUGUUCUGCCAUUCAUAUAUUCAUUGCCAUUCUUCUAUUCUGAGAAUAGGGACAUGUCCUUACCACUGUCAAAGUGUUGCUGAAUUGUUCCUUUUAAAAUAUUUACUCAUCUCAAACAAUCUUGCAUUUUACUCCCCCUCUGUGUUAAAGGUGUUGUGCCGUACUAAGCAACCCUAGCGUGAAAAGCACCACUGUCACGGGGACAAGCAUGUGAAAAUAAAACUACAACCAUAUAUACAAAUAAUAACCACAAGACCUUUUAAUAAUUUAUAAACUGAGUAAAUUUAAAAAGGGAAAGAAAAGAAAUUACUCAUAUUUUGAUGCACAAUUUCCUACGAAUAACAACCUACACAAAUCAAUAUCAUUCUCAUUCCACAUCACAUUCUGUUUAAAGUCCAGUUAUAGUUUAUAAGUAAAUAGAAUAGAAUAUAUUUAUAUCUAUAGUUUUUAUGUUUAUUACAUUUAUUUCCUGUAUCUAUAGUUCUAUAUUUUAUGAAUUCUCUAUAUAGUUUAUUCUUGCAGGCAUUUUGUAUCCCCUUUGUGAUCCACAGCCUAAUAAUUGUGCUUUCUCAUGUGUUGUUUUAUUGCACAGUUUUUGUCAUAUAAGACCUAGAUAUUUUUAGAAAUGUUUCAUAGGCUUUGUCAGUAUCUUCUUUUUCAUAUAUUCUUUUCCAGUUUUGUGUUAAUGAUUCAUCUCUAAAUGCACUAAUGGAUUCCUCCGUACACACCUGUAUUUUAAUUUAUUGGCAUCCUUAUCCUUCCAAUGAUCACUGUCAUAGAUCACAAAAACUGGCAAAUGGUCACUGAUGUAAUUUAUUACUGUGUUGUUUUCCAUAAUAUUUGUAAAUGUAUUGUCUAUGAGUGGAACAGUGUAAUGUCAUUCUGCUUGGUCUACUGAUCACUGGAUAUAAACUCAUAGUAUACAUUGCAUCAAUUAACUCAUCAGUCAUUUUGUGCUUAUUAGGAUUUAACAGGCCUGUGUUGAA
Messenger RNA from Xiphias gladius (swordfish), 5177 nucleotides. RefSeq names its product vasodilator-stimulated phosphoprotein-like. The coding region runs from base 313 to 1533 and encodes 406 amino acids. Gene Ontology annotation, biological process: axon guidance; positive regulation of actin filament polymerization; neural tube closure. NCBI's taxonomy places the organism in Eukaryota, Metazoa, Chordata, Actinopteri, Istiophoriformes, Xiphiidae. The transcript is spliced from 13 exons. Gene Ontology annotation, molecular function: profilin binding; SH3 domain binding. The record is from RefSeq and is a predicted model, not a curated record.